Messenger RNA from Penicillium concentricum, 858 nucleotides. RefSeq names its product shikimate dehydrogenase family protein. NCBI's taxonomy places the organism in Eukaryota, Fungi, Ascomycota, Eurotiomycetes, Eurotiales, Aspergillaceae. Gene Ontology annotation, cellular component: cytoplasm. The coding region runs from base 1 to 858 and encodes 285 amino acids. Gene Ontology annotation, molecular function: shikimate 3-dehydrogenase (NADP+) activity. The transcript has a single exon. Gene Ontology annotation, biological process: chorismate biosynthetic process; shikimate metabolic process. The record is from RefSeq and is a predicted model, not a curated record.
AUGGCAAAGAACUUCCAUAUCUUCGGCAAAGGGAUAUCGUUCAGCGUUUCACCCACCAUCCACAACGCAGGCUUCCAGCACUAUGGCCUUCCCUUUACGUACACAAUCCACGAGUCCGACAGCAUUGAUGAAGUUGCUACAUUGAUUGCAAGCGAUUGCUUUGGUGGGGCGAGUGUCACGAUGCCACACAAGCUCCAAGUCCACAAGUUCUGCAACAAUCAAACCGAGACUGCUCGACUAAUCGGCGCAAUCAACACCCUUCUUGUGAAAGGCAAUGGCAGCGAUCGGAUAAUCACUGGUGACAACACAGAUUGGUCGGGUCUGCGCAGUAUCAUGGCUGCAUACUCGACUAAAACACAAAUCCAACCUAGCACCGGACUAGUGAUCGGGGCUGGGGGCGCAUCAAGAGCCGCGCUCUACGCUCUGCACCAAGCCGGAGUAAAGCGCAUUUACCUCGUGAACCGAACCUUGGCAACCGCCGAGAAAGUUAGAAACGAUUUUAAGAACGCUUUUGACAUCAAGGUUAUCCCAAGUCUCCAAGAUCUUCCAGAGAAGCCGGAUGUCGUGAUCGGUACUGUGCCCGCAGAGACGACCACAGCGGAUCAGUUCUCUUCAUUAUUCGGGGAUCGGGGGUUGUGUGUCGAUAUGUCGUACAAACCGAGACAGACGCCGCUCUUGACGGCAGCACAGCAGAAUCAAGGGUGGGACAUGGUCACGGGUGUGGAGGUACUGCUCGCACAAGCAUUCGACCAGUUUCUACUUUGGACGGGACUUGAGCCGCCGCGGGAUAUUAUGGCGGAAGCAGUUGUGGUACUUGAUGGAGAGCGGGCUACUAUGGAUAAAGGUGGAAUGCUUUAG